AGUCUCAGGGUUGCCAUCAUGUAGUUGUGUGUGUUACAAUAUUUCAAGUACCCCGCGUGUAAUUUCACAUCAACAGAGAAAUAAAACUAUGCGUAAUGUCUCCUUGCUGUACUGUGAAUAGGUAGCCCUGCUAAUUUGAACGUUUUAAACAUUAAUGUGCGUGGAGCUGCGUCAACCCAGCUGCUAUCGGAUUGUAUCUCCACAGCCCCCCUGCGCUCGAAUAGCUGUUGGAACAAUCCGCAUCGCAGGGUGUGGAUCCGGAGCGGUCCAGAAAGGGUAGCCAGCACAGGGAGUAAUAACGGGAGAGGGGCGAAUAUGAGUUAAUGCUACCCGGGAAGAACAGAGGUGAAUAUCCUGCGAGAAUGAAUGAAAAUAUAGUUCAUUGUUUGACCUGGAGGUAUCAAAGGCAACAGUAGCGUGAGGAGAGCGCACCGAGACACAUACGGAAGCGCCGAACUGACUGGCAGCGAACGACUGCGUAGAAGACGGUGUGAGAGGGAGGUGACAGUGUUGAAAAGUAUAUUGCUUUUGUUCAUUUGGAACUACGGAGUAUUGGGUUUUGUUUUAAAUGCACGUUUUUAUUUUACUUUCGCGGGGAUCACGACUCACUUCCGGGAACCCACUUUAUUUUUUGUUGAGCAUUCGCUACAGUUUUUGUAUCAAAACUGACGAAGAGACUCCAAAACCGGAAUAUUGUACUAUCGCCAAUGUCUUGUCAGACGAGAUACAUCAAUUUAAAAUAAAAAAAAUAUAUAUAUGGGAGAGUGCGGACCGGAUUUAUUGAAUAUGUAAAAUAUUAUAUUCAAGUAUUUGACAUUCUGUAGUUAACAACCAGCCUUUGCCACCCAAGUGAACUGGCGAGAGAGAAGGAUACAUUUUUGCUGCGUAUGUGGACGCGUCUCUGGCAAAUCAAAAUUGAAGAUUCACUUCUCUUUUUUUAUUAUCAAGAGAGGCGCAUUGACUCUACCUAGAUCAGAGACUUUGGAAUAGAGCGCAAGAAACUGACACUGAAAACGGUUUUACUUUUGUUGUGCCUUGGAAUACACUUACUUGCACAUGAACACUUUGCUUUGUCGUAUUUAUUUUUGCAUGCACAUGUUUAUUUCUUCUUCCUGCACACGAUAACAUUUUUCACAAGCUAAAGGUUGUUACUCGUGUUUUUAGUUCCGUGUCCCUCUCCUCCCACCUCUCGACCUGGCAGGCUUAAAGGGCACCAGUUAACUGUGGACUUCGCUAGUUCCUUCAAGGGGGAAGGGUAGAUUUUCAUGUUUGUGCAUCUGGUGGAGGAGACAAAGACAAAAAGCUUUUACUGUGGAUGAUUUAUCUCUCUGAACUGGACCUGUUGUCACUGGAUUAAACCACCAGGUUGAAGUCUGGGAAAGAAAACAGCACAGAUGUUUUGGAUUGCUUUCACCUGCUUAUUUUUUUGAGUGAUUAGUUCACAAUAGGAUACUUACACAGAAUCUAAGAGGCAAAGGCUAUUUUUAGGGAGAGUGAUGGGGUAAAUGGUGGUAGUUGGAAAUUGAGACCCCCACCCUCAGCCCAACAACACUUCCAGCUUUAGCUCUGGUUCCAUUGUCAGCUGCUGAAUUAUCAAAACUGGAAAUCCGAGUGGGGGUCCCGUCUCAGUCAAUCUCCCAGAUAUACAUCUCACCCUUGUCUACUAUCUGACUAUCUUCUUUGCAUCUUUGACUGGAAUUAAAAAAUAAAUUCAACAAGGAACAAUGCAUGAAACUCCGCACUUAUAAGAAGCAAACUUGAGUAACCAAAUAUUUUCUUCCCCAUAUACACAGAGAAGCAUAUUUUUAUAUAUAAUAUAUAUAUAUUAUAUAUAUAAUAUAUAUAUAUUAAAUAAGAAAUAGCUAUGAAUUAUAUAAGAAUAUGUAGUUUAAAUAAUUAUAUUAUAUUUUUACGUCAGAAAUAAGCAUUGUUGCCUGAAACCCAGUUCAUUGCCUUAGAGAAACAUAGUAAUAAAGAAUACAGAGGAAAGACGACGUGAAACUUUUUGGGAAACAAGUUAAUGGUGCCUUUUUAGUUCCGUUGGUUCCUAAUGUCUCCACCACUUCAGGAUUGAAUUGUUGACAAAUAAAUAUUUUUGUGUGAAACCCUUAUAUAUAUAUAUAUAUACCUGCCUUUCCGGUUCAAACUUGAGUUAUAUUGUCGUUGGAUGUAUAUUGCUGAAUUGCAGAGAUUUCUGAAGAUUUCUGAGACGAGGAUUACCCCUUCACUCUACACUUGAUGCAUCCUCAUAGUUUUCCAAAGUAAUUUUGGAAUCCCCAAAUUAUAAACUUUGACUUGAUUUCUGGGAUACAGCGGCCCAACACACAAGAGUUUCCGAUGGUGAUCACUUCGUCAGUGGAGGAGAAGCCACAGCCUUCUAACAGAAUGGUCGCAAAUCUGCCGACCGAAUCCUGGAUCAACAACCCAGAGCAAAGUCGCUACUUACCAACUCAGUCACACCUUCUCCGGAAACCGACAAAAAGUGGAAGCAGCUCAGGAUGCAAGCCCCCCUCCUCUACCCUCUGCCAGCCUGCCGCCUUGGGCUUCUCCCCCGCUGAGCCAACCAUGUCGAGCCAGCACAGCCACCCCUCCUUCAGCAACAUCCACUCCAUGGCUGAACAGCAGCAGGUGCUGUCUGAUGCGACCAUACUGCAGAGGAGGAUCCCCCCAAGUUUUAGAGAUCCCGCCAGCGCCCCGCUGAGAAAACUCUCUGUCGAUCUGAUCAAGACUUACAAGCACAUCAAUGAGGUGUACUACACGAAGAAGAAGCGGCGUGCCCAGCAGGUGCCCCCGGAGGACACGAGCACUAAGAAGGAGCGGAAGGUGUACAACGAUGGCUACGAUGACGACAACUACGACUACAUCGUCAAGAACGGGGAGAAGUGGCUGGACCGCUACGAGAUUGACUCGCUCAUCGGCAAGGGCUCCUUCGGGCAGGUGGUGAAAGCAUAUGACCACCACGAGCAGGAGUGGGUGGCCAUCAAGAUCAUCAAGAACAAGAAAGCCUUCCUGAACCAGGCCCAGAUAGAGCUGCGACUGCUGGAGCUCAUGAACAAACACGACACCGAGAUGAAGUACUACAUAGUCCACCUGAAGAGGCACUUCAUGUUCCGGAACCACCUGUGCCUGGUGUUCGAGCUUCUCUCCUACAACCUGUACGACCUCCUGCGCAACACCAACUUCCGCGGCGUCUCUCUCAACCUGACCAGAAAGUUUGCCCAGCAGCUGUGCACGGCGCUGCUGUUCCUGGCCACGCCCGAGCUCAGCAUCAUCCACUGCGACCUCAAACCCGAGAACAUCCUGCUGUGCAACCCCAAGCGCAGCGCCAUCAAGAUCGUUGACUUCGGCAGCUCCUGUCAACUAGGCCAGAGGAUCUACCAGUACAUCCAGAGUCGGUUCUACAGAUCUCCGGAGGUGUUGCUGGGCAUGCCCUACGACCUGGCCAUUGACAUGUGGUCCCUGGGCUGCAUCCUGGUGGAGAUGCACACGGGAGAACCCCUCUUCAGCGGCUCCAACGAGGUGGAUCAGAUGAAUAAGAUAGUGGAGGUGCUGGGGGUCCCUCCCAACCACAUGCUGGAUCAGGCUCCCAAAGCACGGAAGUACUUUGACAAGCUGUCCGACGGUCUGUGGACCGUCAAGAAGAACAAGGACAUAAAGAAGGUACUUUACCCCUCGGCCUCCGAGUACAAGCCUCCUGCGACGCGGCGGCUCCAUGAGAUCCUGGGGGUGGAGACCGGGGGUCCUGGCGGGAGGCGGGGCGGAGAGCAGGGGCACGCUCCCUGCGAUUACCUGAAGUUCAAGGACUUGAUCCUGCGCAUGCUGGACUACGACCCCAAAACGCGCAUCACGCCCUUCUAUGCGCUGCAGCACAACUUCUUCAAGAAGACGACGGACGAGGGCACCAACACCAGCAGUUCCACCUCCACCAGCCCGGCCAUGGACCACAGCCACUCCACCUCCACCACCAGCUCCGUCUCCAGCUCCGGUACGGGACACAGCAGUGGAUCUAGCGGUUCUUCCAAUGACAACCGGAAUUACCGGUACAGUAACCGGUACUACAACAGUGCAGUUACUCACUCAGACUAUGAGAUGCAGAGUCCACAGGCUCCAUCUCAGCAGCAGCUGCGCCUCUGGCCGGGGGGAGAGGGGGGCAUGGGUCCCCUGUCCAACAGCGGCAGUAGCGUUGGCGAUCCCCCAUACCCCCAGCUGCUGCUGCACAAGCCGGCGGCCACCCAGCACUCGCGCCACUUCCUGGGAGGCGGUGGCGUCGGGGGCAUGAUGGAACCACACCACCCGCACCCCAUCUACGGCAGUCACCACGGCAACGGGCGGGGCCUGCGGCAGACUGGGCAGGGGAACCAGCCCCAGGGCCAGGCUUCACAGGGCCAGCAGGGCCAGCCCCUGAUGCCCAUCUCCUCCCCACAGAUGCCGGACAGCAUCGAGCUCAGCCUCACACACCACCACCAUCUGGGUCAGUCUUCCAUCAUGCCGCCCCCAUCCAGCUUGGACUCCAGCCAGUACGGCUCCUCCAACCUCCACCUGGGCCUCUCUGCCUUUCGGACUAGGACGGUCAUGGCCCCCCAGCCGCCCCCCGCCGGCUCUCAGCAACAGUUGGCCCAGCCCCCAGCCUCUCAGGACAGCUUGGUCGCUGCCUCCGGGCUUGGAUACAUCCCCCCAUGCUACCCGGGAAGUAACAACAAUAACAACCCUCCCCAGGGUAGCGUGGUCGGGGGCGGGAUGCUCACCGGGGGGCCCCCACCCAGGGGAGUAGGGGGCGGUGGGGGGAGGCCGGACUCUGAGGAGUCCACCAUGAUGGGUGUGUGCGGCAGUGGAGGAGGCGGUGGUCAGAACACGGCCAACUCUUGAUAAAUCUUGAACAAAUUCCAAAAGCCAUACAAUUUUAACAACGACAACAUUACAAUUUCAACACGCAUACAUACACAGUAUACACUCUUGAGUUUGGAACAAAUACGGCCACACAUACAGUUACAGAGACAACCUUGUGAAAUAUCAAAGGAGUUUUGUUUUGUUUUUGCAUGGGAGAAGGUUGAGGGAGAGUAAGAGAGGGAGAGUAAGAGAGGGAGAGUAAGAGAGGGAAGGCUUUGAAACCAUUUUUAUCCUUUUUUCAGUUUCUUUGUUUUUAUUUUGUUGAAGGAAAGAAACGGGGCUCAGUAGUUGGAAUGGAAAGUUUCAGAUAAGUUUGUUUUUAUUGUUAUUAAUAUUAUAUUAUUUGAUUUUAUGUGAUUUAAGGAAAGAUUUGCAGCGAGAUUUUUGUUGUUUGGGUUGUUUUUUGGAAUGAAGACCGCAAAGGUAAAUGAAUGGUUUGAAAAGUGGUAAUUGUUGGUUUAGAAGAGGGAGGCACGAGAGAGUACCCUUAUGCUAUUUUUUUUCAAUCUUUUUUAUUUUCUUUGUUUUUGUUUAGUUUUUCUGAAGUCUAGGUUUAAUUGUACAUGUUUUAUUUAUUAAACAUCACUACAUGAGGAGGAGGGUAAGCGGGGAGAUCGGAAGAGCGCUAAAUUGAGAGGUGGUUUAUUUAUUCAUUUUAAUUUAUACAGGUUUUUUUUCCCGCUGACGGACAGUAAACACUUGUGCAUACACGGAGAAACAAACAAACUAGGGUCUUUUUUAGUUUGUUUUUCAGUUCAGUAUAUCUCACCCCCGAAACACACACACACACACUUUUGUUACAUUUAUUUGUUUUAUGUUUCCAAUCUUCUCUCGCUUGACACUGGCUUAUAUAUCUGAAACUACGAAACAGAUCAUAGAAAUGAAAUGAAGCAAAUGACAAAAACCGUAGUCACCACACAGUGAGAAACUAUACGAUGAGGAGGCUGAAACAUUUGACGAAGUGAGACGCUUUCAAGAGGAGAGGGGGAACAGAACUUCUACACAAAAGGAGGAAGUGAUUCAAGAAUGAAAAACAACAAAACAUUUUGCCACAAGGAAAACCAAAAUGCUUCCCUGUUGUUUAAAAAAAAAAAAUGUCUGCCUUCUACUUCAACAUCUAACCAGACUCUUUCACCCUCUUUCUCUGUCUUUCUCUCUGUCUUUUCUUACUCAAUUUUGUUUUGGACCAUAAACUACAGAAACGUAACACAUUUUGGGUUGGAGUAACUGGAUAUGCUAAGCCAAAUCUUGCUUGCUCUCUCUGUCUCGCUCUCUUCUCCUCUGCCCCAUUUUUCUGUUGGAAGGGAGGGGGGAGGGGGGCAAUAUAUAGCAGGAGGGAGGAGUACAUACUUAUGAGGGGACACUUUCAUGCCCUCCUUACCCCUACAGCCCCCGUGACUGACUUCUCUGGCCUCUUUUCUUACUCCUGUCUUUUGUUCUCCCCUUCCCUCCCUCCUUCACGACACUCUGUGAGUGCUGUUUGCCAUCAAGUCAAAAAAAAGUGAACUACUUCUCUCUCGGCUGCUAUCUCCACUUUCAACCAUGUUCGGAUUGCUGCUAAAGAAAACAAACAGACAGACAGAUAAAUAAAUAAAAAUGAAACUUUUUAACCCUCCUGCUUCAGAAAAAAAUGGAAAAAAUAAACCACUGCAUCUCAUGUAUUUAUUACUAUUUAACAAGAAAAAGAAAAGGUAAAAAUGAACCUGUUUUCUUCUGUUUUUUGUUUGGUUGCCUUCUUCCUGCUGGUGAAAGUUGGGCAUUGACUAAAUGUAACAGUUAAAGGUGGUAUUAAAACACUGACUUAGUUUAAGUCAGCCACUGGGCGGGGCCUGAAUGGGGGAAACUGGGUAAGAAUAAAGUUGGAUAUAUAAGAAUAAAGAGUAUACUUUUGCACACAAAGGUCAAAUGCAAAUCACAGCUUUCUGCUUUUUUCAGCUUUGUCGACAGACCCUCAUCUGAGCAAUGUGCAUACAGUAGCAGGCCUACCACAAAGACAAACUGUUGAUGUGGCAAGCUAAGUGAUCACUGACAUGGCAUAAUAAAUCUGAGAUUUGCG
This is a messenger RNA of Oncorhynchus mykiss (rainbow trout), 6943 nucleotides long. Its product is annotated as dual specificity tyrosine-phosphorylation-regulated kinase 1B. The record is from RefSeq and is a predicted model, not a curated record. Gene Ontology annotation, molecular function: protein serine/threonine/tyrosine kinase activity; protein serine/threonine kinase activity; ATP binding. Lineage: Eukaryota; Metazoa; Chordata; Actinopteri; Salmoniformes; Salmonidae. Gene Ontology annotation, biological process: protein autophosphorylation; peptidyl-serine phosphorylation; peptidyl-threonine phosphorylation.